AUGAAUAUGAACAUUAUAUAUAAGAACAAAUUUUUAAAUAAGCUCACAUUAAAAAAUAAGGGAAUGUUCCUGAAGAAUAAUAUGUGUAUAUUUAAAAAUGAUGGAAAUUAUAAAACAAAUUUUAUAUAUAGGAAGAAGGAAAAAGAUAUAAAAAAGUAUGAAAAUAAUUCCUAUUCGUUGAAAAAAGAAAGAUAUAAUAUUGAAUAUUUCAAUGACAAAAAUAAUAAACAAAGAGGAUACAUGUUCAUACAAAAAAAAUUAUUAUCGUCUCAGAAAAAAACUGAUAAUAUAUUAAAAGGCAAAAGAAGUGUAUAUAUUAUAAAUAGCUUUCUUUUCAUAUGUGGAUGUCUGAUUUCUUUAUAUAGUAUAUUUGUAUAUGAUUUUUUUUUUAAUAGAUUUUUUCAAAUAUGUUCAAAUGUAUUUUUCUUAUUAUUUCAUCUUACUAAGAAAAGUGUUAAUAUUGUAGCUUCUUUAUUUCAUUUAUUAUUUGUUUGUUUCCAAGUUGGUGUUUUAUUCAAGAAAAUGAAAGAUUAA
This is a messenger RNA of Plasmodium reichenowi, 534 nucleotides long. RefSeq lists its product as hypothetical. NCBI's taxonomy places the organism in Eukaryota, Apicomplexa, Aconoidasida, Haemosporida, Plasmodiidae. The transcript has a single exon. The record is from RefSeq and is a predicted model, not a curated record. The coding region runs from base 1 to 534 and encodes 177 amino acids.